AUGGCAACUUCGUAUAAUUCUUCUACUAAACAAACCCCUCAACAAAAUACGAAUAGUUCAAUGAAUCAAUCAUUAUCUAUAUAUGUUGGAAAUCUUUCAUUUAAUACUAUUGAAGAAGAUUUAAGAAGAUUUUUUAAUGAUAUAUGUGGCAAUGUCAAACGAGUACGUAUUAUCUAUGAUAAUAAUACACAUCAAAGUCGUGGUUUCGGUUUUGUGUAUUUUAAUACAGUUGAAGCAUUUAAUAGUGCACUUCAACUUCAAGAUUGUCAAUUAGAUGGACGAGAACUUCGAAUUGCACUAGCCGAAGCAAAAAGUUCUUCAUCAUCAUCUUCUUCUGCUUCUACUAAUACAAAUACAAAUAAAUCUGCUAAUGUUACCAGUAGUGUUGUAUCUCAAACAACAAAUAAACCAAGGACAAUAGUAGUACAUUGCAAAAAAUCAAAUUAUGAUGUUUAUAUAGGUCGACCCUCGGAUUGGGGUAAUCCGUUUGUUAUUGGUAAAGAUGGUGAUCGAGCAGAUGUUAUUCAAAAAUAUCGUAGUUGGAUAAUGCGUCAGCCGGAUUUAUUAGCUCGAGCUAAAAAAGAACUUCGUGGUCAAAGAAUUGCGUGUUGGUGUAAACCAGAAGCAUGUCAUGGUGAUAUUCUUGCUGAAAUAGCUGAUACUGAUUAA
This is a messenger RNA of Rotaria sp. Silwood1, 669 nucleotides long. NCBI's taxonomy places the organism in Eukaryota, Metazoa, Rotifera, Eurotatoria, Philodinida, Philodinidae. The record is from the annotation of a GenBank genome assembly.